Molecule: messenger RNA, 2113 nt
Organism: Zychaea mexicana
Lineage: Eukaryota; Fungi; Mucoromycota; Mucoromycetes; Mucorales; Lichtheimiaceae
Product: pyridoxal phosphate-dependent transferase
Exons: 5
Coding region: 70-1893 (607 amino acids)
Biological process (GO): transsulfuration
Molecular function (GO): cystathionine gamma-synthase activity; pyridoxal phosphate binding
Source: RefSeq, a predicted model, not a curated record
CAAUUUUCCAUAUAACACCUUUACUCGGUUUCAGCCUUAGAGCACACAUAUACGUCUUUCCCUUUUAUUAUGACAACCGUCCCAGAACCACCAACGACUGUUGGUGCUGCUCUUCCAGCAAAUACGCCUCAUGCCGUCUCUGUCAUGUUCCCCACAUGGCAAGACAAUGUCUAUUAUGAGGAAGGCAACCCUAUUGUUACUUCCAAAAUGGAGUGCGGGUAUCCGCGCUUCUUUGUUCAUCCCUUCAUUCAAAAGCUAUGCGACCGAUUGACAAGCAAGUACGGUAAAGCGAGCGAAUCGGGCAUGCUCUUCCCCUCGCGCAAGAUUGCCGAACGAUGCCGCGAGUUCUUGAAACGGUACUUUUCGGAAACUGAAGCAGUACGCAUUGUCGAACUUAAGCUCGGCCCUGUCGAAAAGUACCCAGCUAUCCCAAUCUUUUUGGUGCUGUUCCCCAAAGAUGCUUUCAAAGUAGCCAAGCAGUUUUGGCAGCACAGUGGAGAUAUUUUAUCGUCGCGUAUGGCCGAACAAUGUCUGCAAAUUUUGGACGAUCAGGAAAAGCAAGAACAGGAACAGGAGCAGAAACGACCAGCAGCAGGUGGUGGUAGUAAAGGCCGCUAUGCUAAUAAAAGAAAACCCUCAACGACGCCACCAUUGUCCAGCGACGUAGCAGGAGCAGCAUCAUCAUCAUCAACAUCGUCAACGGAAGAUAAAAACAUCGAGGCUGCAACAUACGUGGAAGAACGGUACGGUCGCAAUCUGCCUAUUGAAUUUGCAGAUCAUGCCAAGGUCGCACUCCGGCGACGCAUUGCUGGUAUUCUUGCAACCGAAAGCGCAAACAUCCAAGAUUAUGAAAAGGCUACAGAAACCGAGCUGGAAAACCAACGUGCUUUGCAAGGCGAUCGCGGUAUCAAGGGCUUGUCAGAGAAUGAUGUCUACUUGUAUCCUUGUGGUAUGAGUGCCAUUUUUCAUGCACAUCGUUGUGCCAUGACUGCAUUAGAUGCAUCACUUAAAAGCGUUUGCUUUGGGUUUCCUUAUACGGAUACGCUCAAAAUUCUUCAAAAAUUUGGUGCAGGUUGCUAUUUCUAUGGUUUGGGCGAGGAUAAUGACAUUGACGAUAUUGAAGCAAAGCUCAAAUCGGGCGAACGGAUCUUGAGCUUGUUCUGUGAGGUACCUUCCAAUCCACUCCUCAAGACCCCAGAUUUGAAGCGGCUGCGCAAGUUGGCCGACGAGUAUAAUUUUAUGAUUGUUGUCGAUGAAACGCUCGGCAACUUUUCAAAUGUGAACGUGCUUCAGCACGCUGACAUGGUCGUCAGUAGUCUUACCAAAGUAUUUUCAGGCGACAGUAACGUCAUGGGUGGCAGCAUGGUUUUGAAUCCGAACCGGAAGCACUAUCAAGCGAUCAAGGCUCAUCAGGAAGCUGAUUUCGAGGAUUUGGUAUGGUGCGAGGACGCGCUCUUUCUGGAGCGCAAUUCGAGAAACUUUAAGUCUCGUUCUAAACUUAUCAACGAAAAUGCUGAAGCCUUGUGUGAUUACUUAGCAUCACAUCCUAAAGUGAACAAGGUGUUCUAUCCCAAAUUUGUGUGCAAUAAACACUAUGAAGCGGUGAAAAACCCAGCUGGUGGCUACGGUGGUCUGUUUUCACUGAUGCUCAAGAGCGAAAAGGCAGCACAAGUAUUUUACGACAAUCUGCACUGCGCAAAGGGACCUUCUCUGGGUACCAACUUUACGCUUGUUAGCCCAUACACGAUCCUCGCUCAUUACACGGAGCUUGACUGGGCCGAAAAGUUCGGUGUCUCGCGCUAUCUGGUCCGGGUCAGUGUCGGCCUCGAGCAGAGGGACCGUCUCUUGAAAACAUUUCAAAACGCGCUAGAUGCGGUCGUUGAUGAAGUGUAGUAGAAUAAUAUGUCUCUUAAAUAUGCUUAUUUCUCUUAUCACACUUUUUAAAUCUCAUAUCAACGUGGAAUAGAAAGAGUCUCCAUUUCCUUCUUGUCAAAACUCCCCCAUCCAAAACUUCCUGUUGUCACACCGCGAAACCGUUAAAGUAGCCAUCUCCUACGCCUAUUAUACACAGCUUGCUUAUAAAUAUUUUUGACUUCAUCGAAGUUCACCAUCG